AUGGCUACUAUGCAAGCAAUUGAAAAUAGACGACACUACGUGUUUACUCGCGUCAAGGAUCUACUCAAGUUAGGUCAGACGGCUUGUGUUGAUUCAGAAAAAGUUACUGACUUCAAAUUUAGAUAUCAAGGUAUGCGUGAACUCGUGACAAAAUUUGAAGCUUUGCAGAUGGACAUGGUGUCGAUGGUGGACCCUGAAAACUUGAAAAUUCAGGAUGAAAUUCAACGGGAAUUUGACGACGUGCAUUACUCAAUAGAGGUGUCCCAUUCGAUUUCAAAUUGUUCUUCUAGGUUUAAUUGCAGGCAGUGUAACAAGCGACAUCACACAACUUUACAUUUUUUCGAUUCUGGAACUUCUGCUGUGGCUUCGGAAACCCCACCUACCACUAGCAACGAUCAGCCUAGCUCUAGUUCGGUGAAUGUUAUGACUAGUCUUUUUUCAUUCAAACAAUCUGUGUUACUUGCCACAGCAAUCAUACAUGUGCAAGGUGCUGAUGGGCAAUACAAAAAAUGUCGUGCUCUUCUCGAUUCAGGUAGUCAGGCAAGUUUUAUUACUUCCGAUUGUGCUAAUCGUCUGGACCUUCCAAAAUCCUUGACAUCCUUAUCCGUUCAAGGUGUCAAUCAAAUGACGUCAUCCACAUUGGGAACGUUAAAGUGCUUGGUGAAACCGCCUAACGCAUCGGCCUUCGAAAUCGAAAUGAUUGUAAUACCAAAUAUUUGCAACACGGUGCCAUCUUCUAAGAAAUAUUUUCAAAGUAUAAAAUCCAUUAGCCAUCUUUCUCUUGCCGAUCCUGACUGUGGAGGUUCGGGUGUUGUAGAUAUCCUGUUAGGUGCCGAUGUAUAUGCUCGCGUGUUGAAACCCGGUCUCAUUAAAGGGAAACAAGGAGAACCAAGUGCCAUUAAUACAAUAUUUGGUUGGGUGCUGAUCGGUCCAACAUCAACCCACUCUGAAUCUCUCGUACAUUCAUUUCAUACUUCUGUGAACGAUUCUUUAGACGUGACAUUGAGAAAAUUCUGGGAAUUGGAACAAAUCCCAGAAAAAACCAUAAAUUCUCCCUCAGAUGAGUUGUGCGAACAAAUCUUUGUGGAAACGCAUCGUCGUGAUACGACAGGUCGAUAUAUUGUUCAUUUACCUUUCCAAGAUAAUUGUCAUUCUCUGGGUGAUUCUUACAAUAUGGCAUUGCGUAGAUUUUUGGCUUUGGAAAAUAGGUUGGAAAAGGAUUCGUCAUUGUAUAGGUCCUAUUCAGAUUUUAUGAAGGACUAUCUGGAACAGGGUCAUAUGGUAAAAGACACCGUUGACAAUAAUCAAAGUCCAAACUAUUUUAUACCACAUCAUAGUGUUAUCAAAGAUGAGGGUCAUUCUCAGAAGCUACGUGUUGUCUUUGAUGCUUCCGCUAAGUCGUCCAAUGGUGUAUCUUUGAAUGACACUCAACUAACAGGUCCCAAACUACAAAGGGACAUCGUUUCUUUACUCCUAUCAUUUCGAGUCCAUGAAUUUGUUUUUGUCGCCGAUAUUCGGCAAAUGUACCGCCAAAUUAGGGUGGUAGAUUCUCACCAGAGUUAUCAGAAAAUUUUGUGGAGAUUUUCCAAAUCCGAUCCCAUAGAAGAAUAUCGUCUUCAAACUGUGACGUACGGGGUAUCCUCCAGUCCUUAUUUAGCAAUCCGUUGCCUACUGCAAUUGGCCCAUGACGAAAAGGACAAAUAUUCUUUAGCAGCGCAAGCUUUAGAAUCUAACAUUUAUGUGGAUGAUGUAUUGGAUGGUGCCAAUACAGUCGAGGAGGUGUGUGAGCUACAACAGCAACUAAUUUCAUUAUUAAGCAGUGCUAAAUUUGAAUUACACAAAUGGGCAAGCAAUUGUUCUGCUUUAUUGUCGUCUGUCCCACUUGCAAAUCAGCAACCUCAUUCUUUAGACAAGGAAACCUCAUUAAAAAUUCUAGGGUUACAGUGGUGUCCUGUCACAGAUUCUUUUUCUUAUCGUGUUGAACCUACUGAUCGUUCGUGUACAAAGCGGCAUAUACUGUCUGAAGUGGCCCGCAUUUAUGAUCCGUUGGGUUUUCUUUCCCCAUUGACUCUUUUUGCAAAACAUUUAAUACAAUGUCUCUGGAGUCAAGGAAUAGGAUGGGAUGAUCCUCCCCCUGCAGAGUUUCUUCAUAGUUGGUCCACUUACAAAUCUGAACUACCGUGUUUAUCUACUCUUACUAUACCUCGUCGUGUGGUUGUGAAUAAUGUGACACAAACUGAAUUGCAUGGGUUUUGUGAUGCCUCUAACAUUGCCUUUUCCGCUGUGGUAUAUUUACGCCAGAUAACAUCUAAGAGCAAACCUCCUAUCGUCACUUUUGUGUGUGCCAAGUCAAAGGUAGCUCCGCUAAAGAGGGUGUCUAUCCCACGCUUGGAGUUGUGUGCAGCCGUCCUAGUUUCCGAUUUAUUAGAUUUUGUGUUACAGUCAUAUUCGAAACACCUUUCUAUAGAUAAGAUAUAUGCUUGGUCAGAUUCCACUGUGGUCUUGUCGUGGAUACGUUCGUCUCCCCAUCGAUGGAAGACAUUUGUGGCCAACCGUGUCAGUCACAUCCAAGACAAGGUUGCGCCCAAUGUGUGGCACCACAUAAAUAGUACAGACAAUCCCGCGGAUUGUGCGUCUCGUGGAUUAUUACCAAGGGCUCUCGUCUCACAUCCGUUAUGGUGGGCGGGUCCACCAUGGUUAUUAACACAUACCUUUCCUGAGGAUUUCAUUUUAUCUGUUACCGACCCCACUGAUGAAAUUGUUCGUGAAGAACGUCAAAUAAACCUCUUGACCUCAGUUGAGCCCUUUGUUUGGAUUAACUUACUUUUAGAGAAAUUUUCUUCAUUGUCUAAAAUUCAACGGAUCGUGGCAUAUUGCCAAAGAUUUAUUGAUCGUCUCAUCAAGAAAAAAUCAGGUGAAAAUGGUGCCUUCAUCGACGUGGAAUUGUAUCACGCGUUAGUGACUAUUGUUCGAUGUGUUCAAAGGCAAACCUUUGACAAGGAAUAUGUUGCCCUCCAAGAUGGUAAACAGGUCUCAAAACCUUUGCGAAAACUAGCUCCAUUCAUAGAUCCGGAAGGUGUGAUCCGAGUUGGUGGACGUCUACGUCAUUCCUCAAUUUCUUUCAAUGCUAAACAUCCCAUGUUAUUGCCUCGCUCCCACCGACUCACUGAUUUGAUAAUAAUUCAUUUCCAUCAAGGUAAUCUACAUCCAGGUCCUCGCACUCUUCAAAAUUUAAUUUGUCAGCAAUUCUGGAUCUUAUCGCCUAGACGGGCUAUACAUCACAUUCUAUCCAAAUGCAAUAGAUGUUUCCGGGUCAAACCUUGUGUAACUACCCCUCUUAUGGGCGAUUUGCCUCCAUGUAGAGUGUCCCAAGUCAAACCUUUCUCCCAUUGUGGUGUUGACUUUGCUGGUCCCUUGUUUAUCACCUUGGGUAAAACUCGUGGUGCUAAAAGGAUGAAAGCCUACAUCUGCGUGUUUGUGUGUUUUGCCAUCAAAGCCCUUCAUCUCGAACUCGUAUCUGAUCUUUCUGCUGAGGCAUUCUUGGCCGCACUCCGGCGAUUUAUUGCCCGACGAGGUCGAUGUGGAGAUCUUUAUAGUGAUUGUGGAACAAAUUUCGUCGGUGCCAAUAAAUUACUUCUUUCUUGUAUGCAACAAGCCUCUGAAACGCUCGGUAUUAAAUGGCAUUUCAAUCCGCCUUCAGCUCCCCAUUUCGGUGGCCUCUGGGAGGCCGGCGUUAAGUCUGUGAAAACUCAUCUUCGUCGAGUGGUAGGUGAUCAAAUACUAACCUUCGAAGAGCUCUCAACCGUACUUACUCAAAUUGAGGCCGUGUUGAACUCUAGGCCAUUAUGUAGUUUAAGUACUGACCCCAAUGAUUUGUCGGCUCUUACACCAGGCCAUUUCCUUACAUUAGAACCAUUAUGUGCACCUCCCGAAAGAGACUUCACUUUG
Messenger RNA from Anoplophora glabripennis (Asian longhorned beetle), 3948 nucleotides. RefSeq lists its product as uncharacterized. Gene Ontology annotation, biological process: DNA integration; proteolysis. NCBI's taxonomy places the organism in Eukaryota, Metazoa, Arthropoda, Insecta, Coleoptera, Cerambycidae. The annotation marks the transcript as partial. The transcript has 2 exons. Gene Ontology annotation, molecular function: aspartic-type endopeptidase activity; nucleic acid binding. The record is from RefSeq and is a predicted model, not a curated record.